Molecule: messenger RNA, 1759 nt
Organism: Octopus sinensis (East Asian common octopus)
Lineage: Eukaryota; Metazoa; Mollusca; Cephalopoda; Octopoda; Octopodidae
Product: glycoprotein 3-alpha-L-fucosyltransferase A-like
Exons: 2
Coding region: 90-1355 (421 amino acids)
Cellular component (GO): membrane
Molecular function (GO): alpha-(1->3)-fucosyltransferase activity
Source: RefSeq, a predicted model, not a curated record
UUACCUAACUAGUUCACUGCCUCAUUCAAGAAAUACUUACUGCUACAUCAAUAACGACUUGAAACUGUUCACAUCACACCAAAUAAGGAAUGGACACCAACCGCAAGAUAUUUUUCCUCUUUGUCAUAUUCAUGGUAAUAUGCAUUUGUUUUUAUAUUUCUCAAUUUAAAUAUGAUCUCAAGAACGUACAAAACAUUUGGAAUUGGACUCCAACAACUAAGCAGUAUGUUUCCUACACAAGGAAUACCUCUCGAUUGUUUCCAGGUAAUCAGACUGAAAACGAUCGUAUCGAAGCUCAAAUGAAAUAUGUCCUACCAAGAGAGGAGAGAUGGGAAAAUUAUAAACGGAUUACGCACCAAAAUCAGUCUGAUUCUGAUCGAAAUGUAAAGUUAAAGCCAAUUAGACCAAAGUUUAAAACGUUGUUAAUAUACAGUUUAGAAUAUCUGCAACCAUUGAAGGAAAAUCAAACGAGUUUCCUGGAAUAUAAAUGUCCAGUUAAUGAAUGCUUAGUCACAAACAACAAAGCAAUGCAAAAUAGUGUAGAUGCUAUUUUCUUUUAUGAGAGAGUGGGACUAUCACAGAAAGCAAACCACACGAACCAAAUAUGGAUUUUUAUGACACAAGAGUGUCCUGUUUUCAACCCAUCAGUGAAACACCUGGGAAACAAAAUCAACUGGACGAUUACUUAUAAGCAGGACAGUACGAUUGUAUAUCCUUACGGAAAAUUUCGAUAUUUUAACAAGUCAGUAAGACAAAAAGUACAAGUUCAAAAUUAUGCAGCGGGAAAAACAAAGAAGGUUGCUUGGUUCGUAUCGAACUGUCGUCCAAGCAACAAUCGAAUGGGAUAUGCUAAGGAGCUCGGAAAAUAUAUCCAAGUGGAUAUUUACGGUGGAUGUGGUACAAAAAGUUGCACGAGAAACAAUGAAAAUAAAUGCUUUGAGAUGUUAAAAAAGGAAUACAAAUUUUAUUUGGCAUUCGAAAAUUCCAAUUGUAGAGAUUAUAUUACUGAAAAAUUCUUCACUACUGGUUUGAAAUAUAAUGUUAUUCCAAUAGUAAUGGGUGCCCAUCCUGACGACUAUCGUGAAGUAGCACCCGAGAAUUCGUACAUCCACUACGAGGAUUUUAAAUCCCCAAAAGAAUUGGCAGAUUAUCUGCAUAAACUUGAUAAAAAUGAUACUCUUUAUAAUGAGUAUUUCAAAUGGAAAGGAACAGGAGAAUUUAUUAAUACCAAAUUUUGGUGUCGUGUUUGUGCGAUGCUACACGCUGCCGAUUAUUACAAGCCGACAUGGUAUGAGAACGUAUGGGAAUGGUGGGCAGGAAAGGGUCAGUGUAUUGGAAGGCGCCGGUGGACAUAAAACAUAGGAUAUUGUGAUAUAAUGUCCAUGAUGUUGUCAUUGAACGGGAUAAACUAUAUUGAGAGAGAGAGAGAGAGGGAGCGAAAGAGAGAGCGAGAGAGAGAUUGAGAGGAGGCGGGAAAGAUAGGGAAGAGGUAAGAGAACUUAAAAACUGCAAAUUCUCGCGAUUAUAAGAAAACCCUUUAAAAUUCUUGGGUAAUCUUUCCUUUCGAACUGUUUUUACUUCUACAACCGUAUUUAAACAAACAUAUUGAACAGUGUUUAUUUUUCUUUUCGUGAAUUCGUUUCCAUCGUUACAUGAUUUAUUUCUUUAUGUGUGUCACGUUACAGAGUUGUGCUUAUAUAAAUACUAGACUACCCGUGACCUGUUGGGUCACCGGGAAACUCAGUGAUACAGCAACGGA